Molecule: messenger RNA, 300 nt
Organism: Ogataea philodendri
Lineage: Eukaryota; Fungi; Ascomycota; Pichiomycetes; Pichiales; Pichiaceae
Exons: 1
Coding region: 1-300 (99 amino acids)
Source: RefSeq, a predicted model, not a curated record
AUGGAAGCGACCAAGAUUCGCUACAUCAAGGACAACAUCUACAUCCCACCGGUGCAAAGCGCAUCCAAGCACAAACUCCCGCCACAGCACCCGUCUCUCAUACUGGCAGACCAGGUAUCUGAUCUUUCGCAUAGCUCGGAGUGCGGGUGUCAGGGAGACGUGUGUAUUGCCAAGAAGGCCUUAUGGAUCUAUUCGCCAAAUGGCGAGAUUAAGGACACCCACCGGACUAGAGACGUGGCCGCCACGGAAAGCGCUUUGUUCAGAAACCUGAUCCACGAUGGCAACGGCAGACAAUUGUGA